UAAAGCAGCUGUAUUCUGCUUGAACAUCAGACUUUUUGUGAAACCAGAGGCAAAAUGGUAUUCCAAGCAGUUGGAAAAUUACUUGGAAAACACAGUAAAAUAAAGAAGAAAGCCUCAGCAGAAACGGAGAAACUCUUCUUGGAACCUCGAUACACAACUGCCCGGAUACUAGAUGCUGAUAUAUUAAUGCUGGUGGCGUUACCUAAAGGACUCAACGUAGAGGAGUGGCUGGCCAGUAACGCAUCUGCAUUCUACAACCACGUCAGUCUCAUGUAUGGUUCAAUCUCCGAAUUCUGUACAAUAUCAUCCUGUCCCACCAUGAAGGCCUGGGCAGUUCAGAUCCAGUGGACUGAUGAAAAGGGCCGCAAGAGAAAAUGCUCUGGACCACAGUAUGCAGAUUAUGCUGCCAGCAUCAUCCAAAAAAUCCUGGCAGAUGAAGAUUUGGUUCCUACUAAACACUGUAAGGACUUCCCAAAGACCUUUAAACCAGCCAUUCAGAAGACAUUCCGAUUCCUCUUCCACCUUCUGGGCCACAUCUACACCUGUCACUUUAAAACAAUAGUGAACCUUGAACUACAUCCCCAUCUGAACACACUCUACCUUCACUUCCUUCUUUUCUGUGCAGAGUUCCAUCUUCUCGAUUCCAAAGAAAUGGCCUUAAGCGAAGACUUAACCACAGCCUUAAUAAAUUGCAGCCCUUGCCCAAGGACCUCAGGAAGCCGUUCUCGGCAUACAUGAACCAGAUUUCUGAUAUUUAAUGUAUACUGCCACUACAUCCUCAAAUAUAUAGCAAAAUCAUAACCAUAAAUACUCCUUUGUAAUCUCCUGCUUGGUGUUGCACCUCCAGCACAUCUGUUUGCCAAACUAUAGGACAACGAAGCCCAGAGUAUGCUGUGAGAUGUAUACGACAGCAGCUAACAACAUGGAGUUGGUUCAGGAAAGAAACGCUAAAUAAGCCGCCAAAGUGCUUUAAAU
This is a messenger RNA of Nanorana parkeri, 975 nucleotides long. RefSeq names its product MOB kinase activator 2-like. Gene Ontology annotation, biological process: signal transduction; positive regulation of protein phosphorylation. NCBI's taxonomy places the organism in Eukaryota, Metazoa, Chordata, Amphibia, Anura, Dicroglossidae. Bases 55 to 738 code for a protein of 227 amino acids. The transcript has 5 exons. Gene Ontology annotation, cellular component: nucleus; cytoplasm. Gene Ontology annotation, molecular function: protein kinase activator activity. The record is from RefSeq and is a predicted model, not a curated record.